Etheostoma cragini (Arkansas darter) is the source of this 1593-nucleotide messenger RNA. It is a transcript of the gene aqp4, whose product is annotated as aquaporin 4. Gene Ontology annotation, molecular function: water channel activity. Bases 129 to 1157 code for a protein of 342 amino acids. Lineage: Eukaryota; Metazoa; Chordata; Actinopteri; Perciformes; Percidae. Gene Ontology annotation, cellular component: basolateral plasma membrane; plasma membrane. The record is from RefSeq and is a predicted model, not a curated record. The transcript has 5 exons. Gene Ontology annotation, biological process: transmembrane transport.
CAAUCCCGAAGCACAAUGUGUGGAUCAUGUUCGUCUGACAGACCUGCGCUCUGCUCACAUCCUGCUCUCUCAAAGCCUGCUGCUUUCCUGUAAGUACUGAAGUGUCAAACAGCUUUUUCAACUUCUAGAUGUUAAGAAGGCAGAUAUGUCUCUGCUGGUUGAAUAACUCACCAGGACUUAUGAAUGAAAACACAUCACACACAAUGAGGACAGAGAGAGGCAGAGCACGUUAUUGCAUUUGGAGGAUCCUGUCCUGGUGUAAUUGUCAGACCAUAAUGGUGGCAUUCAAAGGGAUCUGGACCAAGGACUUCUGGCGGGCUGUGUCUGGAGAAUACCUGGCCACUCUCAUCUUUGUCCUUCUCAGUCUGGGCUCCACCAUCAACUGGGCUGCAGGGGAGGAGAAGCCUCCCCCAGCUGACCUAGUCCUUAUUUCCCUGUGCUUUGGCCUGAGCAUCGCCACCAUGGUGCAAUGUUUUGGCCACAUUAGCGGUGGACACAUUAACCCGGCGGUCACUGCAGCGAUGGUUGUAACUAGAAAGCUAAGUCUGGCAAAAGCAUUCUUCUAUGUGGUGGCUCAGUGCCUGGGAGGUGUUACAGGAGCUGGAAUCCUUUACCUAGUCACACCUGCUGCUGUCAGAGGGUCAUUUGGUGUAACCAUGGUGAACUCCAACAUCUCGUUAGGACAUGCCCUUCUUGUGGAGCUUCUUAUCACAUUUGAACUGGUCUUCACCAUCUUCGCCACCUGUGAUCCCAAACGCACAGACCUAGGAGGUUCUGCUAGCCUUUCAAUCGGCUUCGCUGUGGUUAUUGGUCACUUAUUUGCAAUCCCUUACACAGGAGCCAGCAUGAACCCUGCUCGGUCCUUUGCUCCUGCACUGGUCACACUCAACUUCGAGAACCACUGGGUGUACUGGGUGGGUCCCAUUCUGGGGGGCAUCCUGGCGGCUGGUCUGUAUGAGUACCUAUACUGCCCUGACCCUGAGAUGAAGAAGAGGCUGAAGCAGGUCUUUCAGAAGGACACAUCAGCAAAGUACAGGGAAGUGGAGACAGAAGAGAUUGCCAUCAAGCCAGGAUUUAUCCAUGCCAUCAAUCUGGUGAAAGCUGAGAAAAAGGAUUCUUUCCAGGACUCAACGGGGGAAGUGCUGUCUUCGGUAUGACUAUCAAAGACACUGGAAAAAGAGACAAAUUUGUAGAGCAGAAUACCAAUCCAAUCUUCGGAGUAUCCAUCUUGAGCAUACCCCCCUUCAAAGCAGUAUAGGAUUUCUCUCCACAAGGCUUCAAAGCAAGACUGACUUACUAUAAUUAAUAGUAAUAGUAUUAUAGCUAAUAUGAUGUUAUGGAUCAAUCCCACACACAUCUACAACCUGUUCAAUACUCCUCCUGAGGCCCUCCCUGAACAGUUUUGUACCAAUGUUGGCAUGUGGUGCACACUGCACCCUGCAGAAUGACAGUCUGCAAUACACUGUGCUAGGGAAAUGUAUGUGGGGUCAACCAAUUAUGUGGGGACAUUACGCUGAUUUGAAGAAAUUAUGAAGAAAACGCAGGCUUGUAAUUUUUGGAUUAGUGUCACAUUUGGUCCGUUACGAUGUAUAU